UGGCACUAGUACACAACGUUAGACAGUACACUACAUAAUUUGGUAGCACUGGACCACCCAUGGAGGCGACAUUAUACUUGUCGCGCUUUCAUCAUCACUCGCCGCGACAGGCGGUAUGCCAUGCGCGCAACGACACUGCACAUAAAACGUCAUCUUUCCACAUGCGCCCAUGCAUUACGACUAUACCAUCAGCGGCGGUGGCGCCAACUACCGGCGUGCCUGGCGCAACGAUGAAGCGAACUGCGACUGCUUGCACCGCUCCCCAGCUGCCAGUACUGCAAUCAAGAGCCAUCCGCUGCGCCCCUUGCCGCUCCAAACCUCCUCCACUACCCGCCCUGGCAGCUCUCCCACCCAAAUCCGCCAUGUCGGCACCCGCGCCGGUCCCAGAUGCCAGUGCUGAAGCGCAACUGCCACCCCCCGCGGACACGACCGCACCACCACCCGCCACUCCUAGCAGCGACAGCAGCAGCAGCGCCGGGGCCGUCACUGCUGCCCUGCAGCAGCCGCCCCAAACCCCGUCCACGCAACCUACCCCGGCACAAUCCGACGCCUCUGCUGUCGCCGCUCCCGCUGCUUCCUCAGCGACCCGCACUGCAGGCGCCUUAGAACCCGCCUCAGUGGCGGCAGGCACUGCGGCGGCAGCCGCAGCUGCAGAGGCGCACGCUUCCCCUUCCCUGGA
Messenger RNA from Astrephomene gubernaculifera, 679 nucleotides. The record is from the annotation of a GenBank genome assembly. NCBI's taxonomy places the organism in Eukaryota, Viridiplantae, Chlorophyta, Chlorophyceae, Chlamydomonadales, Astrephomenaceae.